AGCCAAACAUUCAGGUUCAGAGACUGUGGCAUUUUUCUGGUUAUUAGCUUGGUGCUAAUAAGACCUAGGUUCUGGGUUUGAUCCUCAUAUGGGCCAUUCACUUAAGAGCUGGACUCAUUGAUCCUUCUGGGUUCCUCCUAACUCAGACCAGUCUGUGAUUCUGUAACCAGUCAAGUCUCCAUUAUUGAUGCUCAGCAGAAAACCUAAAACAGGUUUCAGUAAUUGUUGCUCAGUCUAGAGAGAUCCAUGGCACAGCAGAUGUUAGGAAUUAAAGGAUACACUCUAAAUAAAAUCAACUUCAGAGAAAUCUCUAUGAUCAUUUUAGAAUUUUAGAAUCCUGUGUUCUUUCAUGUCUUUGCCAUCAAACACAUGAACUGCUGAAGCUUGCUGUUAAUGUUGAAACUACUUAGGGACAGAAGCGGCAGUUGGAUGAGAGAAGACUGUGUCAAGCAGCAGGCCAAAAUUCAGACUAAAGCAAAACAAGUUCUCAGUUUUUAAUGUAUUUUUUGUCCUUUCAAGAUGGCAAAAGGGUGGGCUUAAAUAAGAACUUCAGCACAAGGAACUCUGUCCAGUUUUGGCCACUGCUGUGGGUGUGUGUGAUGUUGGAUAAUCCCUGCCCGUUCCUGUGGUGGCAGUUAGGCUGUUUUAACACAGAGAUUGUCAGGAUGAUAAAUACAGUAUGAACUAGAAGGGCUGUGGAUGUCUGACUGAGGAAAUUAGUAGGGUUUUUUUGGGAAUACUGCUCCAUUUAUGGUUUCUGUGUGCAUGGGCCAGUGCUGGUUAACAGAUCAUCCCCGGAGUUUCAUGUGGGGGCUGCCAAGUUCUGGUGAUGGGGGAAAAUUCAGUGUUGCGGGUAUGAAUUACCCCACUUCAGGCAGCUGUUUUCCUUUAUGUCCUGCUGCUGGAGGGGAUGGGAGUUGCACAGCGAACUGCAGGAAUGUCUCAUGACUAGGGAGAGCUAGAAGCUGGGGCAUCACUGCUCCCGUUCCCAACGCAGGCAGCUGGGGAGUGGCCGAGGAGGGGCUGGGGGUGGAAAGUGCUUAAUUCCAGAGUUCAGUGAAAUCAACAAACCAGCUCUUCAGGCUGAACAGUUCCUGUCUCUCAGCCUGUGCCUUUAAGCUCCGCCGAGAACUCCCCCAGUGCCUCCCACCGCCCCCGCCGGCGCCCCACGGGCCCGGGCGGGUCAGCUGCCGGGGAAGGGACCUGGCGGCAACGGGAAAAGCCAAGCAGAGCCCAUCUGUAGAGCUGCUCAGAAAGCAUGGACCAGAAAAAGCCAGGGCAAAGCACCCAGAGAAGGAGACUGGGGGCCUGCUGCUGGAAGGCAACCGCUGCUGCUGCCAUGGUGGGCAGCGCAACAGCCCUCUGCCUGGGGAUCCUGUUGGCCUGCCAUUCCACAGAAGAGGCCAGCUUUGAGCACAUAGUGGAGCUGCAAGGAAUCCCAUUCAACAGCAGCUUACAGAUGGAGAACUCGGACUACUAUAGGGUGCUGACACCUGCUCUUGAGAAGCUGUUUCUGUCCAGUCUCCAGGACUCCCAGCUGAACUGGAGUUGCACUGGUUGCACCAUCCUAGGCUACAGGAAUGGAAACUCCGGUGUGAUUGUCCAUUUCCGCCUCCUCUUCACCCCCCAGGAUUCCCAGCCCCUGAGCUCUGCCUUGGAGGAGGAAGCUCUCAGGCACGGGCUGGCAGCUGCCCUGCACAAGCAGGGCUUCUCCCUGGCUGCCUAUGGAACCAUCUCCUCAGCUUCUCUCACAGGUCCCAACAAGGUUUCUUCCCACAGACCUGGACUGAAAUCAGACUGUGGGAGUCGCCCUGCCAUGCAGACUGCCAGCAGGAUAGUCGGAGGCUCAGAGGCAUCCAGAGGGGAGUUCCCGUGGCAAGUCAGCCUUCGAGAGAACAAUGAGCACUUUUGUGGUGCUGCAAUCCUCACAGAGAAGUGGCUGGUGUCUGCUGCUCACUGCUUUACUGAGUUUCAGGACCCAGCCAUGUGGGCAGCUUACACAGGGACUACCUCCCUCAGAGGCUCUGAUGGCAGUGCAGUGAAAAUGGACAUUUCACAGAUCAUCCCACACCCCUCUUACAACCCUGACACAGCUGACUAUGAUGUGGCCGUGCUGGAGCUGAAGAGACCUGUGACUUUCACUAAGUACAUCCAGCCCGUAUGCCUGCCAGAUGCUGGCCAUCACUUCCCCACCAGCAAGAAGUGCCUUAUCUCUGGCUGGGGCUACCUCAAGGAGGAUUUCUUGGUGAAACCCGAGUUCUUGCAGAAAGCAACAGUGGAGCUCCUAGACCAGAACCUGUGUUCCAGUCUCUACAGCCAUGUCCUCACAGACAGGAUGAUGUGUGCUGGCUACCUGGAGGGGAAAGUUGACUCCUGCCAGGGUGACUCUGGUGGGCCCCUGGUUUGCCAAGAACCAUCUGGCAGGUUUUUCCUGGCAGGAAUUGUGAGUUGGGGUAUUGGAUGUGCUGAAGCCAGGCGGCCUGGGGUUUACACACGUGUCACCAAACUCAGAGACUGGAUCUUGGAUGCUAUUUCUGCCUUCCCUACCUCCGUAGUCCAUACUCUUCCUCCAGUACACUUCAGGACUAACAGUAACAUGGUCAGCACUGAUGAGGUCAAUACUACCACCAGAGCAACCCCUACCACCUCACCAGCCCCAGCUGCCAGCAGGCCAGUGACUGCAGCAAGACCACAAGAGUGUGGAGGACGACCUGGGUUCUCUAAACCCAGCAAGAUUGUGGGAGGAACAGAUGCUUCCAGAGGAGAGAUCCCUUGGCAAGUCAGCCUGAAAGAAGACUCAAGACAUUUCUGUGGAGCCACCAUCAUUGGGGACCGUUGGCUGCUGUCAGCAGCUCACUGCUUCAAUGAGACAAUGCCAGAAGAGAUCGAAGCCUAUGUGGGAACAACAUCACUAAAUGGAACAGACGAGAAUGCAGUGAAAGUCAAUGUGACAAGAGUGAUCCCACAUCCCCUCUUCAACCCCAUGAUUCUGGACUUUGAUGUGGCUGUACUUGAACUGGCAAGACCUCUUGUCUUCAACAAAUACAUACAGCCCGUGUGCCUCCCACUUGCUGUGCAGAAGUUUCCUGUUGGCAAGAAAUGCCUCAUUUCUGGAUGGGGUGAUCUCCAGGAAGGGAAUGACACCAAGCCUGAGAUCCUGCAGAAAGCAUCUGUGGGCAUCAUAGAACAGAACACGUGCAACUUCCUCUACAACUUCUCCCUCACUGACCGAAUGAUCUGUGCUGGCUUCAUGGAGGGGAUGGUAGACUCAUGCCAGGGAGAUUCAGGUGGGCCCUUGGCCUGUGAGGUGACCCCGGGAGUGUUUUACCUUGCUGGCAUCGUGAGCUGGGGAUUUGGUUGUGCCCAGGCUAUGAGACCUGGUGUGUACUCCAGAAUUACCAAACUCACAGACUGGAUCCUGGACACCAUCUCUCAGUUGCCAAGUGGUGGCACAAACAUCCCUUCCAGUUCAGUCAUCCCUAGAACUUCUACCACAGCCAUUUUUAUCCAGCCCAGCAUAAUGGCUGUAAGUCCAGCCAGCAGAACCACCCUGGGGACAAGGAUGAACACAACCAUGAGUGAAAUCUUCACAGCUCUAAGAACGACCAAGACAGCCAAGCCUACCCAAACCCCAGUGGUGCCUUGUACCAGCCUCACUUUCAAGUGUUCCAGCAAGGUGUGUAUUGGAAAAGAAAAUCCUGAAUGUGAUGGUGUUGUGGACUGCAGCAAUGGCUUCGACGAGCGCAACUGUGACUGUGGCCUAACAACUGCUCUGGCCUUCAGCAAGAUUGUGGGUGGCAGCAGUGCGGUCCGAGGAGAAUGGCCCUGGCAAGUCAGUCUUUGGCUUCGGCGGAAGGAGCACAAGUGUGGGGCUGUCCUCAUUGCUGACCAGUGGCUGCUCUCUGCAGCUCACUGCUUUGACAUUUACAGUGACCCCAAAAUGUGGGUGGCCUUUCUAGGAACACCCUUCCUGAGUGGCGUUGAAGGCAAAAUGGAGAAAAUAUUUCGUAUCUACAAACACCCCUUCUACAACGUCUACAGCCUAGACUACGAUGUGGCACUACUGGAACUGAGCACACCUGUCACAUUCAGCAGGACCAUCAGACCUAUAUGUCUCCCAGACAAUUCUCACAUCUUCCAUGAAGGGGCCAGAUGCUUCAUCACAGGCUGGGGCUCCACAAAGGAAGGAGGUCUCAUGUCAAAGCAUUUGCAAAAAGCAGCAGUGAACAUGAUCGGAGACCAGGCUUGCAAAAAGUUCUACCCUGUCCAGAUCAGCAGCAGGAUGCUGUGUGCUGGUUUCCCACAGGGCACCGUCGACAGCUGUUCAGGUGAUGCAGGUGGGCCCCUGGCAUGUAAAGAACCUUCAGGGAAGUGGUUUCUAGCAGGAAUCACAAGCUGGGGCUAUGGCUGUGCCAGGCCAUACUUCCCUGGUGUCUACACCAAAGUCACAGCUGUCCAGGGCUGGAUUGUGCAGCACCUCAAGCUCUGAAACUGCAUUUCACCACUCAGGGAAGGCAAUGAAUGAGAGGAAUAACUGCCAGAGGAUGCACUAACCCCUCAGCUACUGUACAUUUUCCUGAUGUUGCAAAGGGGUGAAGAUGGCCUUGCAGGUAUUAAACAAAUGCCAGUGUUCUGUGACCUGCUGGUUGUUACACCAAGGCAUUUGAUAACUGCUUUGCAUAGAAAGGUACAAAUUCUAAACCUUUUCUAUAAAUAAAUGAAGCCUGUCCCAUCUUAAGACCUCACCAAAUACACCGCACAUUAAAACAUGACCUUUCUAGUUGGAUGGGUACCGGAAACAAAUUAAUGGAGUUUGGCUCACCUCUGCUUAUGAGCUGUCAUCCCAAAGCCAAGCCAAUAGACUUGUGACCAUUGCCCCAGCCCAAAGUUAUGCCCGUGCAGAAGCUUCUGACCUCACCGACUUGAUGGAGCU
This is a messenger RNA of Prinia subflava (tawny-flanked prinia), 4933 nucleotides long. RefSeq names its product transmembrane serine protease 9 (gene TMPRSS9). The coding region runs from base 1259 to 4489 and encodes 1076 amino acids. Gene Ontology annotation, molecular function: serine-type endopeptidase activity; protein binding. Gene Ontology annotation, biological process: proteolysis. The record is from RefSeq and is a predicted model, not a curated record. The transcript has 19 exons. Lineage: Eukaryota; Metazoa; Chordata; Aves; Passeriformes; Cisticolidae.